AUGAAAUUCCUUAUCUGCUUCGCUCUCUUCGUUGCUGCUGCUAGCGCUCAUGUUGUGGCUCCCGUAACCACCUAUGCUGCUGCUGCUCCAGCUUAUACCACUUAUGCUGCUGCCGCUCCAGCAUACACCACCUAUGCUGCCGCACCUGCUUAUACCACCUAUGCUGCUGCAGCUCCAGUUUAUACCCGCUCCUUGUACACAGCUCCUGCUGCCUAUACCACCUACUCAGCCCCAGCUGUUGUUUCAACUCACUCUGCUGCUGUUGUUGCUCCAGCUGCCCCCGCUGUCUACACCACUUUGUUGAAGAAGAAGUAAAUUCUUUGAAAUUGGAAUGCGUCGAUUAAUUAGGAACAAAAUGAAAGUGAUCGCAAAU
Musca vetustissima is the source of this 373-nucleotide messenger RNA. RefSeq names its product larval/pupal cuticle protein H1C-like. NCBI's taxonomy places the organism in Eukaryota, Metazoa, Arthropoda, Insecta, Diptera, Muscidae. The record is from RefSeq and is a predicted model, not a curated record. The transcript is spliced from 2 exons. Bases 1 to 315 code for a protein of 104 amino acids.